GCCAAAAAAGCACCUGUCAAACAGGUCGUUUGGGAAUGGAUGGGUUGAUGGAGGGGAGGAGAAGUGGGGGGAGGUGCAGCAUAUUUAAAGAGCAGAAAAAACCUUUUUGAGCAUCACAUUCUGGAAACAAUCCCACACACACACAAAAUUUGGACUAUGGCUUCCACCACCUCUGGUGAUGUUCUGCCCACCGGUAGCAGGAUCUUCAUCAACUUUCCUGACCUGCUCUUCAUCCCUGAGUGGGUCAUUGGGGGUUUGGUGUGGACCCUGGUGGCCUCGACUCGAAUCACCCCGGACAAUCCUCUGGGCUGGGUAAUGUUUGUGUCCAUCUUCUGCUUCAUUGGGACGACUCUGUGGUUAUUCAUCUUUGCCUGUGGAGGAAAUCAGAGCAACUUUUGGCCUGGCCUGGAUACGGGUUUCCAUUUCUUGGCGGUGGUUUUCUACCUCAGUGCAUCGGUGGUUUUAGCCUACAUCACAAUUCAGGAAAACUCUUCAGCGACAUUUGAGAGUUUAAAGAUCUACCGACUGGACAUUUCUGCUGUGGUGAUGUCCCAUGUGGCCACUCUUUUCUACUUCCUCCACGCCAUUUUCUCUGCCAUCAGAUGGAAGAGGGCCUAAAGCACAACUUGAACUCCAUUAGACAUGAAGCACAAGAAGAUAUAACGACUAAUAAAACAUGUUUUACA
Molecule: messenger RNA, 686 nt
Organism: Girardinichthys multiradiatus
Lineage: Eukaryota; Metazoa; Chordata; Actinopteri; Cyprinodontiformes; Goodeidae
Product: myelin and lymphocyte protein-like
Exons: 4
Coding region: 157-618 (153 amino acids)
Biological process (GO): myelination
Cellular component (GO): membrane
Molecular function (GO): structural constituent of myelin sheath
Source: RefSeq, a predicted model, not a curated record